UCUCAUCUCACACAACAAUAUGCAAGGCCAAAGAAGCAUGAGCUUGAGCCUUUCCCUUGCUCUUCUCUCCACCAUCCUCACAUGUUUGGCCAUGGUGGAGAUGGGUUUGGCUGCUAGGGCUUACCCUAACUUCAUCAAAGCCUGUUGUGCUUCCACCCUUUACCCAACUCUUUGCUUCAAUUCUCUCUCCCCCUAUGCAUCAACAAUCAAAACUAGCCAUAGAGAAAUGGCACACAUUGCUCUUUUGCUGAGCUUGGACAAGGCUAAUGCGAUGUCGGCCAUGAUUUCAAAGACAAUGGUGGGGUUGAACAAGGAUGAGAGCAGCAGAAGGGCGGCGAGUGCCAUGAAAGACUGCAUGGAGAACAUAGAGGAUUCGAUUGAUGAGCUUCGAGAGUCACUUGAUGAGGAUGAGCAUUUGCCGGUGAGCAAUGAGGGUGCUGAUUUUAGAGAGAAGAUGGGCAACAUCCAGACAUGGGUGAGCGCUGCACUAACUGAUGAGGAUACAUGUAUGGAUGGGUUUAAGGGUGUGUCCAUUGAUGGCAACCUCAGGGAUGAGAUGAGGAGGAGUGUUCUGGCUAUCGCUCACCUAACAAGCAAUGCCUUGGCCUUGAUCAACUCCCUUAACCAAGCCCCUUAAGCAGACAUCUCUCACGGCCACACAUUUCUUGAUUAUGAAUAUCCUGGUGUCAUUAAAAAGCUGUGAAAACCCUUGUAUUUUUAUUUUUAUUUUUUAAUAAUGAAAUUAGACCCUCGUAUUGUAGUUUUCUUCUUUUUUUUUGAUAAUAAUGAAACUAGACCCUCAUAUUGUAGUUUU
Amborella trichopoda is the source of this 814-nucleotide messenger RNA. The record is from RefSeq and is a predicted model, not a curated record. Lineage: Eukaryota; Viridiplantae; Streptophyta; Magnoliopsida; Amborellales; Amborellaceae.